GUUAACAAAGCCUCUUAUAAUCGUGUCUGCGCGCACUGUGCACGAAACUUCUUCUUGAAUGAUUCUUGCAAGCUCGGCACCGGCUGCCGCGUCUGGCAACUUCUUUGCCUAUGUGAAGCCCUCAGGUCUGCUUGGACUCUUUGGCUCACGCGACUCUGCCUCAUCGCGGAUUGACAAGGCUGCCGCAAGGUACGCCGAGGCUGCCCCCAAGUCACCACAGAGUGUGUCUGUUGGAAACCCAACUGUCACAAAGUUCUGCUACCCUGGCGGCGCCAUCGCGGUCCAGCCCGGAGUGCAGGCCAUUACCGACCACCUCGUGCGCAUUACGCCGUACGUGCACAACUCCAAGGACCAGGUGCUGGUCUUCUUCGGCACCCUCAGCAACCUGCACGAGCUUUGCGCGCGUCACCAUGAGUUUAGCAGCCGCGGCAAGAGCGUGCUAGACCCCUCCGCCGCCUCCGGCACGGGCGCGCAGACGACAACGUGCCUGCUCCGGAUGUACCAGCACUUUGCCGGCAAGGAAGUCAUGAUGCUAGCUGAGCUGCAGGGGCAGUACGCAUUCGUCUUGUACGACGCCGUGAAGAAGCAGGCGUUCGCGGCGCGGGACCCAUCCGGCUCUGAGCCGCUGUUCUACAAGCUAGACACCGACGGUGCGGUGCUGUUCACCAACGACGUGGACUCACUGCCCACCGGCGAGGCCGACCACAAGGGCUGGAAGGAGCUGGCGCCGGGGCACUACAUGUGUGGCCGCACCAUAACGCAGUUUGCGCUGUCGCUGGACGGCCUGGCAACACGCGUCCACAAAGAGAGCAUGGACGCGGACGCCCUGCAUGCGAUGCUGCAGGCGGAGGUGAAGGCGGAAGAGGAGGAGCGCACCUUCGGCUUCGGGUCACGGCCUCGUCUCAGUCGUAACCGCAGCAAAUAAAGGACAGCUUGCCUCGUGACGGGGCGAGUGCAAUAAAACUGUACACUACGGUCUGUGCGCUUGGGCGCUCGGUGGUCCGCACGUCUUCUUGAAGCGUUGCCCACUGGCACAGCAUAUGUCGAUUGUGUCGAGACAUGGUUGUCCUCGUUGAUGAGUGUGCCCUGUCCAUGCGAAGUUCCGCACACGUCGGUGGUUGUGAGGGCCCCCUGCCGCGUCUGGCACGUGUGUGUAAACGGUAUGCUUUUUUGGGAUAAUACGACCGAUGCUUCACAAGAAACCCUAACAAGUUACACGGUUGACUAACUUCACCAGCUGUUGGAUGAAUACCGCGGCUGGGUUUCGUAAUGCUGUACAUGGUAAAUGUUGUUACGGUAUGCAGGUUGUAUGUGUGUGUAAGUUGUUUGCCGAGUGGGCCUUGUACUCAGGGGAGGCUACUCCCUCUACCAGACCAAGAGUCAUGUCAUAGCUGACGGCAGCCGAUGCACGACGAGCAUCCUUCGGAUUGGGGGCGUUGCGGCAAAGGCUGGGAUCGAUCAAUUUACAUUACCGAUACUGAGAGCUAGCUUGGUGUGGGCUGCAAGUUCCUGAGGAACAGUUGAUCUGUCCGCGUUGCGGUGAUUGCAAGGUUGUGUGACACGUGGACGAACGCUGUCGUGCGGUCCCCACUUGGGGCGUGACCUCGGGACCGCACGCGACACCUGUAUCAAUAUGCGUGUAAAGCACACGCGGCUC
This is a messenger RNA of Chlamydomonas reinhardtii, 1657 nucleotides long. RefSeq lists its product as uncharacterized. Bases 59 to 925 code for a protein of 288 amino acids. Lineage: Eukaryota; Viridiplantae; Chlorophyta; Chlorophyceae; Chlamydomonadales; Chlamydomonadaceae. The transcript is spliced from 7 exons. The record is from RefSeq and is a predicted model, not a curated record.